AUGUUCGGAAUGUUUCGUAUAACCAAACGAUUGAUCCGUUUUCCGUUGUGGACAAGGGCGUUCUCGGACAGCACGAACCAGUUGGAAUCAAGUGUUCUAACUAAAAUAGAUAGUCAUACAGGUUAUGCGACGGUAGUUUUGAAUCGAGCUCCAGUGAAUGCUUUGAAUUUGGAACUGCUCGUGACGCUUGGCAGCACAAUUGAUUAUUUGGAGCUUGAGAAGGCGAGAGGAAUCAUCCUGACGUCGUUUUCUAAUAAAGUGUUUUGUGCUGGAUUGGAUAUACGAGAAAUGAUUGCGCCGAGUGCUGAAGGAUUGCGCAUAUUUUGGAUAGCAGUACAAAACUUGUGGAUUAAACUUUACGGUACUAGUAUUCCGACUGUUGCCGUAUUGAAUGGACAUGCGCCGGCCGGUGGAUGCAUGCUUGCUAUUGCGUGCGAAUAUCGAGUUAUGUGUCCAAAUUUUACAAUCGGCCUCAACGAAACGGCAUUGGGAAUCGCUGUCCCCCAAUGGCUUCAAACCACAAUGCGAAAUACCAUUGGAAUGCGACAGGCCGAAUUUGCUUGUACGACUGGGAAGUUGUACAGUUCACAGCAGGCUCUCGAGAUUGGUUUAGUAGACGAACUAGCCACCGAUGAACGCGAAGCGAUGAAAAAAGCAAUUGGUUUUCUUGACAGAUUCAAGGAAAUUUCUUCACAAGCACGAUCGAAAUCCAAAUUGCUGCUCAGAAAGGACGAUUUUGAGGAAUUUAAGUACAUCAGAGAAAAAGUAUCUCCUUUACAUCACACACAAAUGUUAUUCAUAAAAAGAUUUAUUAUUUUCGUUUCAGGAUAUUGAAAUGUUUAUUUCUAAUACUAUGAACGCGAAAUUUCAGCAUGAGUUGCAUCAAUACCUUAGCACAUUGAAAAGUAAAAAAUCUGGAUAAAACAUAUUCGAUCGCCUUCAAAAGAGUCAAUGGAUUCGUUGUUGGAAGCACAAAGUGCCAGUGCAGUAAAACUUCAUUCAAUUCAUUUGAAACCGAAUGUGGUACACACUGACGAUCUCUCUACUGCAGUAAACUUUACACUCUAACACACAACCUCCGCUGACGUCCCGAACGGGCAGCAUUCAGAUAUUCAUUCGUUUCUCUUUCAAUCGAAACUCAGCUUAACCACCGUCGGUUGAUCUCUAGAAAUAACGAAAUAUCUCUAUGUAAACAUUCGAAUUGGUUCAAGAUAAUGAAUAAAAGGUGAACCAGU
Messenger RNA from Malaya genurostris, 1235 nucleotides. RefSeq names its product enoyl-CoA delta isomerase 1, mitochondrial-like. Gene Ontology annotation, cellular component: mitochondrion. Gene Ontology annotation, molecular function: enoyl-CoA hydratase activity. The transcript is spliced from 5 exons. Bases 1 to 834 code for a protein of 277 amino acids. The record is from RefSeq and is a predicted model, not a curated record. Gene Ontology annotation, biological process: fatty acid beta-oxidation. Lineage: Eukaryota; Metazoa; Arthropoda; Insecta; Diptera; Culicidae.